CUUGCGGAAGAUGAAGAUCUGUUGCCUCUCCUUCCGGCAGCCUUAUGCUGGCUUUGUCUUAAACGGGGUCAAGACCUUGGGGACACGUUGGUGUCCCCUGCUCGGCAGCCACCAGAACCAUACCAUCACCAUCCACAUUGUUCACAGGGACUGGAAAGACGACGCCUGUCUGGAGCUGCUGCAGGGGAGGCUCGGGAUGACGCCCGCUGAGAAUCAGGCCUUGCUUCGGGAAUGGGAAAAGUUUGGCCGAGGACUGGUAGCUGGGCUCGUUGACAUUGGCGAAAUGUUAGAGUGUACGGAAAACUUAUCUCCUGAGGAAGUUGUGGAAUUGGAAAAGCAAGCUGUCCUGGCCAACCUGCAGCAGAAGUACCUGACUGUGAUUUCCAACCCCAGGUGGUUACUGGAGCCCUUACCUAGCAAAGGGGAAAAGGAUAUAUUCCAGGUUGACAUCCCAGAGUACCUGAUCCCUUUCGGCCAGAAGGUGUGAUGUGUGUGGGCUCUUGAGAGGAAUGUAGCUGAGAAACCAGCUAAAUAAUGGCACCGUUGAUUCGCCAUCUUCGCGAAUGUGCAUGUAGAUCAGGUUAAGUGUGAAUUACCUGUGUGUUGUACAAUGAUUCCUACUACAUGGCGUUCACAGAAACGGGUUUCUGUUGUCACAAGAAGGGAAUAGGGGGUAUUGCUGGUCAUUUUGUUUCUACUAAU
This is a messenger RNA of Cynocephalus volans (Philippine flying lemur), 702 nucleotides long. RefSeq names its product protein EOLA2-like. The record is from RefSeq and is a predicted model, not a curated record. The transcript is spliced from 2 exons. Bases 11 to 487 code for a protein of 158 amino acids. Lineage: Eukaryota; Metazoa; Chordata; Mammalia; Dermoptera; Cynocephalidae.